This is a messenger RNA of Mesorhabditis spiculigera, 669 nucleotides long. NCBI's taxonomy places the organism in Eukaryota, Metazoa, Nematoda, Chromadorea, Rhabditida, Rhabditidae. The record is from the annotation of a GenBank genome assembly.
AUGACGGCCUCGUCCGUGGUUGGCGAUGUCGUCCUAGUCGGCGAGCAGCUCUUCGACCAUACACCGGUUGUCAGAAGGCACAUCGAUGCCUUCGUCGAGCAUUUCGAACGCAACGAUCGGCACCGCGAGUUUGACGGCAUCAUCCGGGCCUCGCAUUCGCUAGUGGAAGCGUCCGAUACGAACGUUGAGGGACUGUUCGAGGACGGACGACUGCAAAAGACGAAUCAGAGCAUCGACCAGCUGGCGGAACGGAUACGAAAAUUGGCGCAACCCACUUUUAAGCAGGAGCACGACUCGUACCUCGCCGCCAUCGAAAAAUCCCAGCACGAAUACGUGCCCGGCAGCGCUGCUCCUCCAGAUGGGUCGCCUUUGCCAAGCGCUGGACCGCCGCCGGAGGGUUGCCCCGAGAACUCGAAAUGGGAGCUGAACUCGGGCUGUGACUCGUGCGAUGCGCUUAAGAAGAAGAACGAGCCGUCCUGGGUAUGCGCUACCGCUCCUCAAAUGAGCUGCCACUGCCAGCCCGGGUUCGGCUCGCCGGUGGGCCCCGGCAACAAAACGUGCGUUCCGGUCGACAAAUGCCCACCAUCGCUGUAUCAAGCCGGUAGCGACCCGCCUCCGGUAGUCUCCGGACUCUCCGGAUCUGCCCCAGUUAAGCCGAAGACCCUGCAA